AUGGCCAGCUCUGAGAGUUCAGCUGGGACAUCUAGCCUGUCUCAAGCCAGUGAGCCUACUUCUGCUCUUCAUCAACAGAUUCAGGACUCUGGGAUUACUAUUGCCGUAUUUGAAAUCGGACCACAUCCCUCUUCAUGCUGGGGCUCCCUCCCUUCCCUAAAACAAGAUAGCCGAAAAGUAACAGGACCAGAGGCUGAGCAGAAGUUUGAAAAGUUCCUGAGAGAAAUUGGAGAUAUUCUUAACAGGGUGACGGGCUUUGAAGAGAAGAUCACAGAAACAAAGGAACCUUUGGAGGAAACCAUUAUUUCUGAGGAUGUGUUAGAGCUUCAAGAAAAAGUCAGAAGAUUCAGCAAAACAAAUAAAAAGCUACUGAAAAAACUGCUCAUUAACUCCAUCCCAGAGAAAAAACGGAAUGCCAAGAAACAGGAGGUGGACUGCGAGAACCAGACUACCAAGAACAAGGUCCAAGUUUCUGAAAAGGAUUUGGCAAAUUGUUCAGAAGAAAAAAGAGUCCUUAAUGAAACUCAACCAAGUGACGAAGAAGGAAAGUAUGGAUCCCCUCAUGUUCAAGAAGAAAAUAUUAAACUUCUGAAAAACAUGGAACAGCUACUACAAGAAGCAGAACACUGGAGCAAGCAACAUACCGAGCUCCACGGACUAAUCCAAUCGUAUCAGAAAUCUCAGACAGACAGAAAAGAAAGCCUUAAAAAUAAACAAGCCAGUUCCCAAAUGAAACCAAAUAAUGAGGUGUCCAUUAAGAAUGAGCUGGAAGAGCAAGUAAGGAAACUGAACAAGGACACCUAUUCUCUGCACUUGGUGGCCGCUUUGCUGGACAAUGAAUGCCAAAUCUUACAGAAGAGAGUUGAGCUUCUCAAGAAACUCCAUCUGCACCAAAAGGAAACCCCAGUGGAGAAGCUGAAUCACAUAAACCCGGAACACAGCAAGAAAAAAUGGAAGACAUCAGAAACAGAACAAGUAGAAACUGAUAAGGAGAACACGCAAGAAAUGAGGGGCACACUUCAGAAAAAAAUUGGAAUCUCUAAAAGCCUGGAUAUUUGUCUUACUAAGAAAGCUCAUAACAACCAGCUCAAUAAUCAUAUUGCAAGAGGUCUUAUAAGAAAAAAAAGGCCGUGCAGCAGCUUGCAAUAG
Messenger RNA from Marmota flaviventris (yellow-bellied marmot), 1149 nucleotides. RefSeq names its product spermatogenic leucine zipper 1 (gene Spz1). Gene Ontology annotation, cellular component: nucleus. The record is from RefSeq and is a predicted model, not a curated record. Gene Ontology annotation, molecular function: DNA-binding transcription factor activity. Lineage: Eukaryota; Metazoa; Chordata; Mammalia; Rodentia; Sciuridae.